Cheilinus undulatus (humphead wrasse) is the source of this 3214-nucleotide messenger RNA. It is a transcript of the gene vax1, whose product is annotated as ventral anterior homeobox 1. Gene Ontology annotation, biological process: neuron differentiation; brain development; central nervous system development. The coding region runs from base 965 to 1903 and encodes 312 amino acids. The transcript is spliced from 5 exons. NCBI's taxonomy places the organism in Eukaryota, Metazoa, Chordata, Actinopteri, Labriformes, Labridae. Gene Ontology annotation, molecular function: DNA binding; DNA-binding transcription factor activity, RNA polymerase II-specific. The record is from RefSeq and is a predicted model, not a curated record.
GUUCAAGAAGGACAAUCAUCACUGCAGCCCUCCACUGAUCUGGGCUUUUUGGCAGAGUGUUUUUAGGGGAAAUUCUCCAAGUACCAACAUGGCAGCCAGUGUUGUACAGCAGCGGUUCUCAGAUGGUGGUUCAGGACACAAAAGUGGGCCGUGGAGCUGCUUUCAGUGGGCGGUGAAUCGUCUCUUGCCUACAAUAGCGUAGUGGCGAGAUCCGCACAUUGCAGAAUUCCAUUGAUUGGGGGAGAGAGAGCCGAAGAGAAAACAGGAUCAAAGUUCGCGGACAUGCUGCGGCAAUCAGGUUCGCAGUGAAAAGUCGGGGGGAAAAAAAGUCCGGCCGUGCUCUGUGGACAGAAGAAUGAAGCGCCCAGGAACUUUUUUCAGGUCUGGAAGAGUCGUACCCUUGUGAUUGUGUGCCUUCAUGUGGGGUUCAGGGAGGGUUGGUUGCAAGACAAGACCAAUCAUUUGUCUUGAUUCUCUGGGCUGAGAGCAGGCAAUCUGAGGGGGACGGGACGAGCAAAACCCUCCAUCAAGACCUGAUCUAUUUCCCAAAACAAUUCAGUGUAUUCAUGAGGUUACGCAAAUGUGGAGGCAGCAAAACUACCGUAAUCAAUUGAAACAGCGAGUGCGCAUCCAUGCCUCUGAUUAUUUGGAGAUCAUCUAUCAGCCUGGUGUCUAUGUAACGAGGAAAGGGGGGCACUGAAUUGCUGUUGAGUUUCAUUGAGAAGUCCAUGAUCAUUGGGCAGCGGAGUUUGGUCAGUGAUAAUAGGGCUCCUUGGGCUCCGACGGAACUAUUCCAGCAAACAUUAGAUAGCUGACCCUGCCCUGCUGAAAGGUACUGUUUUGAAACUAAAACCCACACUGUCCACACCAUCUGGUGCGCCGUGUUCUGCGUAAUCUCCUUUUUGUCACCUGACAAAGGAAAAAAGAGGCGGACAAGCUGCAGGUCCAAGAGGAUAAACUGAGCAUGGAGGUCAGGUACAACCAAGAGACGGAUGCGAUGGGGCUGAAGAAUGGACUAAAGAAGGGGAAAGAUGACAAGGAGUCCCAGGGCAGCCUGUCCAAAAGCUUCCUGAAGGAGCAGCAGGACUCUUUCUCCGCCUCUGGGACCGUGGACAACUGCGAGAAAAACAGGGGGAGCACGGGGGACCCGGACUACUGCCGGAGGAUACUCGUCCGAGAUGCUAAAGGAUCUAUCAGAGAGAUAAUCCUCCCGAAAGGCUUGGAUCUGGACCGCCCUAAGCGGACUCGCACGUCCUUCACUGCAGAGCAACUUUACCGGCUGGAGAUGGAGUUUCAGAGGUGUCAGUACGUGGUGGGGAGGGAACGCACAGAGCUGGCCCGUCAGCUUAACCUGUCUGAGACCCAGGUCAAAGUCUGGUUCCAGAACCGACGCACUAAGCAGAAGAAGGACCAGGGGAAGGACUCGGAGCUGCGUUCUGUGGUUUCAGAAACAGCGGCGACCUGCAGCGUGCUCAGACUGCUGGAGCAGGGCAGGCUGCUGACCCCGCCGGGCCUUCCAGGCCUUCUGCCCCACUGCGGCAGCGGCACGCUGGGCUCGGCCCUGCGCCCUCCUUCCAUGGCCAUGGCCAGCAACGGCAGCAGUAGCAGCAGCAGCGGCAGCACCGGCACGGCGGGUGGCAGCCCUCCUCUGCCGGUUGUCACCAGCUCAGGGACGGUGUCGGGCCUGCAGAGCUCGCCGGCGGCUCACGGCCUCUUCAGUUUCCCCAUGCCCUCCUUACUUGGCGGCGUCGCUACCCGUAUUUCCUCCAACCCGCUGUCCAUGGCUGGCUCCCUGGCUGGAAACCUGCAGGAACUCUCAGCGCGCUACCUGAGCUCCUCUGCUUUUGAGCCUUACUCGCGGACCAAUGGCAAAGAAUCCAUGGACAAGAAAAUCCUGGAAUGAUGCCUUUUUCUUAAAUGGAAAAACUGUUUCUUGAAGACAUAUUUUGGUUGAUUUCUUGGCUUUUUUCUGUCUUUGUUCUGCCCGUUCUGUCAUCAUGUUUGUGUCAUGUUCUGUAGCAGUUCAUGUAUUCUGGUUGCACAUCUGGCGCCUUGUACAAGGAAGAAAACAAAGACCUACAAAAGCUCAUCUAACAAAGACGGGGUGCGUGUUUGUGCGUGCGUGUGUGGCUGUGAGUGUAGUGUGGGUUGUGGGGGUUGAAAAGAUUUUGCACAAAAUGUUCAUAUAGGAUUUAGUUACAGAGAGCCACUCUGAGGAGAUUCUUCAGGUUUCUGUUAAAUAUUUACUCUUAUUGAUUCCUCCAGAUAACAAAUAUUCAUGGGGCUCGGGGGAGAAUAUGGCCGCCUUUAGACAACACAGGCUCUAUCCCUGCAGGACAAGAAGUAUGUAGUGCUUGGCAGGAAGUAUAGGAUUGAUGACAAAGUGCGGAGGGAUGUCGCCUUUCUGGAUUGUGUUUAAUGAUUUGAUUGUUUUAGAUGAUGGCAGUCACUGCUGAGAGUAGAUUUAGAGGAAGGGAGAUGCCUGAGCAGCACUGGGCGAGAUCCAAUCAGCAAAUAAUGCAGCGUUAUGAAUGGACAGGCAAGGCCGAUUUUAGAAUUUAGGGAGGAAAAGAUGUGCAUGGGUUUGAAGGUAACUGCAAGGCCAGUGUGAGCACCAUACAUCUGAUAUGUGAAUGCAAAUGCCUCUUUUGUGUUACAAACCAAAACAUGAUCCAGCUGCAGAAGGUGUUGUCAUGACGGUCUAAUUGUUUGGUGUUUUUUUCUUUACGGUUUAGUGGGGGAUUUUUUAACAUUUACUACAAAACUCUUCACUUUGUGGCAUUUUUGUCCCACCCACCUUUUACUGUCUGUGAUUUUAAAUCACUGUGAGUUCUCAGAGUUUUUGCGUACACUUUUUAUUCCCUGCCGCAGCCAGGCACAGCGCUGAAAUUACUUAAAGGAGGGAGUUUGUAAGAAAAGCUUUUCAGCUUUACAAAGCUGAUUUCUUUGUCGGACACUACAAGGUAACAGGUUUUCAGUAAAUCAGACGAUAUAAUAAGCUUUCCUCCCGUGUGACAUUUUCUGAAAUCCACGACCUUCAUAAAAGAUGUAGGCAGACUGAUGCAUGUGGAGACUGAAUGGAAUUAUUGUAGUAUAAAAGUACUGGAAUUGAAAAAUGUACCUUUAAAUUGUUAUUUUAUUGUAAAUUAUUCACUGAUGUAAUUAAUAGAUUAUUAGUCUAUCUGGAAAAUACUGAAUGAAUGAAUGUACUAGC